This is a messenger RNA of Cylas formicarius (sweet potato weevil), 2827 nucleotides long. RefSeq names its product putative fatty acyl-CoA reductase CG5065. The coding region runs from base 1154 to 2728 and encodes 524 amino acids. The transcript has 8 exons. Gene Ontology annotation, biological process: long-chain fatty-acyl-CoA metabolic process. Gene Ontology annotation, molecular function: alcohol-forming very long-chain fatty acyl-CoA reductase (NADP+) activity. NCBI's taxonomy places the organism in Eukaryota, Metazoa, Arthropoda, Insecta, Coleoptera, Brentidae. Gene Ontology annotation, cellular component: peroxisome. The record is from RefSeq and is a predicted model, not a curated record.
UGUGUAAUGAUGCUUAUAUUAUUGAUAGUAUGUGUUUAGAGGAAAGGGAAUAUGGAAUUUUCGAGAAAAUGCUUUGCCUGAAUUGCUCAAAUUCUUUGCAUUUUUGCUCUCUAGUCCUGCUACAUCACAAUGAACCUAAAAUGGCGAGAUCAAAGAAACAGUUCAAGUUUACAAUUAAUAAAAAAGGAACUUUUAAUAACUAUCAAUUUACCAAACUCCAAAAUGUUAUUAUAUAAAUAUUAAUUGUUAUUAUUAUUAUAUUUUUAUAUAAAUAUUAAAUAUUUCUACAAUAAGUUAUAUUUUUUACCAUGUUAUUGAGAUCUAGUGCUAUAUUUUUUUUUGCCAAUGUGCUACAUUGAUUUAGCCUAAAAAGUCUAAAAAUGCUAGUGUGUAGUUGAUAGUCGACAUACCGAAAUGAAUAGAACCAACAAUCUGGCCCGGACCUGUGGAUUCGACGCUCGAUAAUUACUUAACGGCGUAUAAUUAUCUUACGAAAAAUUGAAAGUGGUGUGUUAAGAGAUGAAGAUUGCCAAACGCCGAGAUUUAACGCGACUUAUCUCGAAACGGUACGUGCCGGGGUGUGUAGUCGCCGCAUCGUAACUAGUCGGGCGUGUCUCAUUUGUACGAUCGUCACACAAUACCUAGACGUCUAUUAAAAUAUAUUAAACAAUUUCAGGAUUAAUCGAAUUGAUUGACAGCGCGAAAUUGAAAAAUCCUGGCGAAAGUGAUAUCGACGCUUGUGCGAUUGCAUUUUUUGCGUGAUAAUUGAGCGGUAAAUUUAUUUACAGAGCGUUUCCACACACAGAGAGACCGACAAAAACGCUAAAACCGACGCAUUUCUCUUCGCAUCGCCUUUUCGCAAUGUCUUAAUGAAUUUGGUUAAAGGAAAAAACGCGUAAAAUGUUUUAGCUCUCUUAAAGUUGCGACAGCGCUUUUGUAAGCAGCGCUCGCGCUUCAGCGAUUCUCUGGCAAGGCUGGGGACAAUUAAAAUCCUUUUCUAUUCGCGAAAUUUAAUAUGCGAUUUAAAAGGUCUUAAAAUUAACAUUGCUUUCGAAAAAUCGUUGCUGUAAUGUAAUGUAAUUUAAUUGUGCAUGCACCUUGUAUAAAGUGUCUUUCACAUCUCGUCGAACUUCAAAGUUACAGCAAACAUCGCAUGCGAUCGGACAUAAAGAAAUGGUACGCCGGACAGAGCGUGUUCGUGACGGGCGCCACUGGCUUCAUGGGCAAAGUCCUCGUCGAGAAACUGCUUAGGUCGUGUCCCGACAUUUCGACCAUCUACGUCCUCAUCAGGCACAAGCGGGGGCGAGAUUCUGCGGAGCGACUCGAAGAUUUCCUCAACUGCCCGGUGUUUGACGGGAUCAGGGAUCAGCCGCAGGGUGAACGGAUCUUGAGCAAGCUGCAGUGCUGCAGCGGUGACGUCACGUACCCGAACUGUAACUUGUCAGAUCAGGACCUGGUGCUGCUCCGCGAUAACGUCACCACAGUUUUUCAUAUGGCCGCCAACGUCAGGUUCGAUCAGCCUCUAAAGAGUGCCGUGUUAUUAAACGUUGGUGGUACUUUAAACGUCCUGGAUCUGUCCUGCACAUUCAAGAACUUACGAGCGUUCGUCCACGUCUCAACUUCGUACUGCCACUGCGACGAAACCGACCUCGAAGAGAAACUCUACCCUGCUCCGCACAAUCCUAGGCACAUCCUCGAAAUGGCCAAAUGGAUGGACAACGAGUUGCUGAAAAUGCUCACCCCUAAACUGAUCCGGAACUAUCCCAACACGUACGCUUUUACCAAGUGCCUGACGGAACAGUUGGUAUCUGAAUACAGCAUCAAACUGCCCAUCGCCGUGACCAGACCGUCGAUAGUCAUUGCCUCGUGGAAGGAACCGUUUCCAGGUUGGGUGGACAAUCUCAACGGGCCUACCGGUAUUCUGAUAGGUGCUGGCAAGGGCGUGAUUCGAUCCAUGCACUGUAACGGAAACUUCAUUGCGGAUGUUGUACCGGUGGAUGUAGGGGUCAACUCUUUGAUAAUCGCAGGCUGGAAGACUGGGCUGGAACCCAGGAAAAACGUGGCAGAAGUCUACCACAUCACAGCGGACACGAACUGCGCGUUGAGUUGGUCGGAAGCUUUGGAAUUGGGUAGGAAGCAUUUCUACGACUACCCCUUCAGCGUAUGCUUGUGGUACCCCGGAGGUAAUAUCAAGUCGACUUACUUCGCACACGCUGUCGCGGCCUUUUUCUUGCACAUUGUCCCCGCCUACCUGGUCGAUUUUCUCAUGUAUCUGACCAAUAACAAGACAUUCAUGGUACGCACCCAGAAAAGAAUCGAGAACGGUUUGAGCGUGUUGCAGUACUAUACGACCAGACCGUGGCACUUUCAUAACGAAAAACUCGCUAAAAUCGCCGAGGAACUCGACGAAACAGAUCGCGAAAUAUUUUUCACGGAUCAGACGAAAAUCGAUUACAACGAAUAUAUGAAGAACUACAUAUUGGGCGCUAGGAAAUAUUGCGUCCACGAGGAACCGGACACUCUGCCCCACGCCAGAAAAUUACUGAAAAGGUUGUACUAUCUGGACGUUUUCAAGAACAUCCUUCUGAUCGGGCUGGUUCUAUGGGUGCUCUAUUUUUUGGUGACGAGCUUUUACGACCAAACCGACGGUAUCCAGAGGUCGUUCAAUGCCACUGUCAGUCAGCAACACGUCAAACCUGUCAAAAAUUAUGUGAUGUGGGAGGCUUGAGCUGCCCCCUUGCGUAUUUGCCCGUAUUUAUUUAAUGUAUAAGUAUGUUUUCUUUUUUUAAAUCUAGCUUUGUAUUUUGAAUGUAAAUAAACGCUUCGA